AUGGACACGGCGAGAUUCGAACCCGCAUCUCCUUACCUCUGCAGCGACAAGGAGUCUUACCAAUGCAGCUCUUAUCCCGGUCGCAGACCGCGUGGCCGCUUAGACCACAUGCCCAGUGAAUUGAUAGGAUCGGCGCUGCUGAACACUAUUAUAAACGCUGGGGUUGUGGGCGUAGUUCGCUGGAUGAACGUGAACUUGAACGUGUGUAGUAAAGCGAGAUUCGAACCCGCAUCUUCCUUGCCUCCGGAGAAAGCAGGGUAUCUUACCAAUGGUGACUCCCAGAAGAAGUCCUUCCUGUUUUGGGCCCUUCCUCUUACAGAAGGGCCCAAAACAGGAAGGCCUUCUUCUGGGAGUCCGCUUAGACCACAUGCCCUUGUACUUGAUGAAAACGACUGCAACAAGAAAAAGAUAAACACAGAUAUUGUUCGGUCUGUGAAUUCUAAGAAGAAGGUGUCAGCUCAUGGACACGGCAAGAUUUUAAACCAAAUUUCUCUAUCGCUAUACAGCGGAGCGUCUGACUAUGGAGCUGCCGCUCACUUAGCCAGUCCCCCUAGACAACAUGCCCUUGGCUUUGUCGAGAAACAUCGCACGAGGCUCAUGCUCGAAUAUGUUCCAAUCUUUAGGCCAACAGAGAGCAAGAAAAAUCUCCAUCUUAACGUCAGAAAUAGUAAGCUCCACGAAUUACAAAGCCCCUUCGCGAAUCGUGAAAGUCGCAGUAAAGCAACAGUCUGA
Didymella exigua CBS 183.55 is the source of this 732-nucleotide messenger RNA. RefSeq lists its product as uncharacterized. Lineage: Eukaryota; Fungi; Ascomycota; Dothideomycetes; Pleosporales; Didymellaceae. The record is from RefSeq and is a predicted model, not a curated record. The transcript has 4 exons. Bases 1 to 732 code for a protein of 243 amino acids.